GGCGGGUCUACUAAGAAACCCGAGGAAGAGGGCGGCGGCGUUCGUGGUGACUGAACGAAGCCUGGUGACAGGAUGGCUGGGCACAGAUUGGUGUUGGUGUUAGGAGAUCUGCACAUUCCACACCGGUGCAACAGCCUGCCGGCUAAAUUCAAAAAACUCCUGGUGCCAGGAAAAAUCCAGCACAUUCUCUGCACUGGGAACCUUUGCACCAAGGAGAGCUAUGACUAUCUCAAGACUCUGGCUGGUGACGUCCACAUCGUAAGAGGAGACUUCGAUGAGAAUCUGAAUUACCCAGAACAGAAGGUUGUGACUGUGGGGCAGUUCAAGAUCGGUCUGAUCCAUGGACACCAAGUUAUUCCAUGGGGAGACAUGGCUAGUUUGGCCCUGCUGCAGAGGCAGUUUGAUGUGGACAUUCUUAUCUCAGGACACACACACAAAUUUGAAGCAUUUGAGCAUGAAAAUAAAUUCUACAUUAACCCAGGUUCCGCUACUGGGGCAUAUAAUGCCUUGGAAACAAAUAUUAUUCCUUCAUUUGUCCUGAUGGAUAUCCAGGCUUCUACAGUGGUCACUUACGUCUAUCAGCUUAUUGGAGAUGAUGUGAAAGUAGAACGAAUUGAAUACAAAAAAUCUUAAAGCUAGGCUUGUCUUGAUCAUUUUCUGUUUUUUUUUUCCCCCAUUUUCUUGUUCAAAUGAAUUAAACACUUAAGAGGCA
Molecule: messenger RNA, 712 nt
Organism: Microtus oregoni (creeping vole)
Lineage: Eukaryota; Metazoa; Chordata; Mammalia; Rodentia; Cricetidae
Gene: Vps29
Product: VPS29 retromer complex component
Exons: 5
Coding region: 73-633 (186 amino acids)
Biological process (GO): intracellular protein transport; retrograde transport, endosome to Golgi
Cellular component (GO): retromer complex; endosome
Source: RefSeq, a predicted model, not a curated record